Schistosoma intercalatum is the source of this 1899-nucleotide messenger RNA. Lineage: Eukaryota; Metazoa; Platyhelminthes; Trematoda; Strigeidida; Schistosomatidae. The record is from the annotation of a GenBank genome assembly.
GAAAUACAAUGCAAAAGAAAUCAAUGCGAUUAAGGAAUGAAAGUGACAAGUGACUUAAGGUUUUGAGAAAGCUAGAUAAUUAGUAACAACUGUACCACAGCGAUCAAUAUUACACCAUAUCACCCAACGGCUUGAACCAUUGAUUACGAAUAUUGUCUUUUGAUGGAGGGGGCACAUCAAACCCGGAAGUCUACACCUAUCGACGUGGUUGAAAGAACCUCCAUUCGAAGUCCGGAAAUUACAGAUGUAUUCAAAAAUCUUCUUUUAUCAAAAGCAACAAGUCAAGCAACAUUGGAUUGUUUAAAACGUUGUAUGGAAUUGAUCAAACAUCAAGAGAUAACAAGUAUAGUAGAAAAUGGUAAAAUGGCUAAAUCGUAUGCUUCAAAUACUACAGACAGUACAAGUUUGUAUCCUAGUGUAUUUAGUACUGUGGUUGAUUCAUCUGAAACUUACAAAAUCAAUGAUAUGAAUAUCUCUAAUGGCAUUUCAAGUGUUCAACUAUCAGAAGAAAUGAAGAAUAUUCUUUCUACAUUUCCACUGCCUAUAAAAGAUAUGCAAAUUAAUUGCAAAGAUAUGCCAAACGAUGUAGAUGAAAUCGAUGAUAAUCGUAAUGAUAACAAUGAAGUUUUUGCUAAUAACAAUGAUAAUAAUAGUUCACAAAAACAAAUUAUAAAUUCAUAUAAUGAUGAUGACGAAAAUGAUGAACAUAAUAAAAAAGUCAUUUUACACUUACUUUCUCAAUUAAAAAUUGGUAUGGAAUUAACUAAGGUAGUUUUCCCUACGUUUAUUUUGGCGGAAUAUUCUUUGCUAGAAAUGUUUGCUAAUUAUAUGGCCCAUCCGAAUUUGUUUUGCAGCAUUACUGAUUAUGUAGAUCCUGAAUGGCGUAUGAUAGCAUUUAUUCAAUGGUAUCUUACUACAUUUCAUUCUGGACAUCUGGAUACAAUCGCUAAAAAGCCAUAUAAUCCUAUUAUUGGUGAGACGUUUCAUUGUAGUUGGAUUGUACCACCAGAUCAACUAAACAGUGAAUCAUGUUUAUCAGAAAUAAAUAAAGAUACGUGUAAAAUGUCCACCACCACAAAAAACAACUACAAUGUACCCAUAGUUAUAAGAUAUUGUGCUGAACAAGUUUCUCAUCAUCCAUCUGUUACUGCCUUUCAAUUUUCUUGUCCUAUCAAACAAAUGAAAUUGACUGGUUCAUUGUGUACUCAGUCUAAAUUCCAAGGCAUGAGUGUUUGUGCAGCAAUGUUAGGCAAAUUAAUAUUGAAACUUGGUGAGCAUAAUGACGAAGAGUAUCACUUUUCCCUGCCUACGGUGUACGCUAGAUCAAUUUUAACAGUACCUUGGGUUGAAUUCGGUGAUAAAGUCUCUGUCACAUGCCCUCAAACUGGCUAUUCAGCUGUUAUCACAUUUUUAACUAAGCCACAUUAUGAAGAUAAACUACAUUGUAUCACUGGAGAAAUUUACAAUACACACAGUAUUUCUCCAACUUCAUCUGAUCGUUCAGCCAAAGGGCCUGGGUCAUCACCAUUAAGUUCAGUUAGAAAUAGCAAUCAUUUAAUUGCACGUAUUUCUGGUGAAUGGAAUAAUAUUAUCAAUUUUGAAGUUUUUAAUAAGAAUUUAAAUAAAUGGUCAGUGAAUGUCAAUCAAUUGCCUGUUUUCUCAAAACAUAUACGUCCUAUUGAAUAUCAACAACCAGAAGAAUCUCGUCGUUUAUGGCAAAAUGUUACUAAAGCUUUACAAUUAAAAAAUUUUAAUUUGGCUACAGAGAAAAAACAAGAACUUGAAGAACGACAACGUUCAAGUGAGAACUAUCGAGCAUUGUAUAAAUUCGCUUUCCCAGUCAAAUACUUCACAUGGUAUGAAAACUCUUGGAUAUUCAAAACCACUUGUAAUCAAUAA